Gossypium raimondii (Peruvian cotton) is the source of this 841-nucleotide messenger RNA. Its product is annotated as protein LURP-one-related 17. The coding region runs from base 50 to 715 and encodes 221 amino acids. The transcript is spliced from 2 exons. The record is from RefSeq and is a predicted model, not a curated record. NCBI's taxonomy places the organism in Eukaryota, Viridiplantae, Streptophyta, Magnoliopsida, Malvales, Malvaceae.
UAAAAGCUUCAAAAAAAAAAAAACACAAGUUUCUUAGAUACAGAAACAUAUGAGAAACAUGUUCAUUUUCUUGAAAUCCUUAUCAAGAUCAGUACAUGGUGAUGAAGAACCACAAGAACAGCCCGAGUUAUCCAAAACCGACGGCGGCAGCAAUGACGAUGAUCUUUGCACAUCGCUAACGGUGUGGAGAAAAUCAUUGUUGAUUAGCUGUAACGGAUUCACUGUGAUUGAUUCUAAUGGAAAUCUAGUUUAUCGAGUUGAUAACUACAUGGGAGGACGCACCAAGGAACUCGUUCUUAUGGACGGUAAAGGGAAUUCCAUUCUCACAAUGAGACGUUGUAAGAAUCUAAGAUUAGUCGAUACAUGGGUUAUCUAUGGAGGGGAAGUAGGUGAUCAUUGUACAUCAGAGAAGCCAAUUUUCUAUGUGAAGAAGUGCAUUAACAUUUUGCACACCAACAAAUCUAAUGUGUUAGCAUAUGUAUACCGUCCGCCGUCGGAUAAACGGUAUGCGUAUACGAUCGAAGGAUCGUAUUCGCAUAGAUCGUGCAAAGUGGUUAAUGAGAAAAAAAGAGUGGUGGCGGAGAUCAAGAGAAAAGAUGCAACAAGUGGAGGUAUUUGUUUUGGAUUAGAUGUUUUUGUGUUGAUUAUAAAAGCAGGAUUUGAUCCUGGAUUUGCAAUGGCUCUGGUUCUUUUGUUGGAUCAAAUGUUCUCUUAAAAUUUAAUUGAAAGCUGCCAUUUUUUUUCCCUAAGGAUUGCAGCAUCAAUUACCUUGUAAAUAUACAUAAAUUAGGGAGUUGAUAGAAAGAAAUAACAUUUUGAUUAAAAACCGUUUACCAUUCUA